GAGCAGACACACCAAAACAGACAGAAUACUGCUUUAUCUUAAGAAACUGUAACUAGCAGUUUAAGCUAUAGCUGCUUAUAUAAAUUUAUUUUAUCUGAAAGGUUCGACUAAGUUGUUCCAGAGAUGUUAUCUAUCAGGUUAAUAACGGUGGUUUUGUUAUGCUCUCUUCACCUUCACAGAGUAGAAGCCCAAGCAUGUACCGACCAAUCCUGGUGUCAAUCUUUUGCACACUUCUGCACCAAUGCUCGUUAUGCGGCCAGCAUGAGGACAAACUGUCCCAACGUAUGUGGUUCAUGCCCGAGUACAGGCGGAUCAAGCGUGAGGUGUGGUUCUAAUAACGGAGAAUGCGAGCAUCUUUGCCACAUUAACAACGACGUGAUUCAAUGCAGUUGCCAUCCUGGUUAUGAGCUUGCAAGCAACGGGAAAAACUGCACAGACGUUGAUGAGUGCGCAACUAUGGACUUCCCAUGCCCGAACCCGAGCAUUCCGUAUUGCGUCAAUUUAAGAGGAAAUUUUCAAUGUUCAAAUCAGUCAUGUCGUGCCAUUAGUGGGCAAAACAACCGCUAUCAAAGUGGUACUUGUUGCCAGCAGGAAAUAGGGUCCACAUGUGGUAGAGACGUAACUGCUGCAGACGAACGCAUUGUCGGUGGUAAAUCUGGCUUUCUCGGAGGUUGGCCGUGGAUGGUCUACAUACUUAUUGAUGGUUCUACAUUAUGUGGAGGUACAUUGAUUGAUGAGAAUUGGGUACUCACUGCGGCUCAUUGCUUUAGAACAGCCACAGCCAGCACAACAGUUAAAAUGUAUUUUGGUCGUUUAAAUCCUUAUGCCACUCAAGCACAAGAACCGCAUGUUCAAAUUCGUGAUGCUACUCAGUUGAUAUUGCAUGAGCAAUGGGACAAGAACAGGUUCCCGUACAAUGAUAUUGCAUUGCUUCGUGUCAGCAGCCCUGUUGUCUCUGGUCCAUUUAUAAGCAAAGUGUGUCUACCAAACGGGGAAGUCCCACCACCAGGAGCUAGAUGUUGGGUUACAGGGUAUGGUACAACAGCGUACAGAGGACCAGCUGCAAAAAUUCUCAGAGAGGUUCAACUCCCCAUUGUUGAUAUUAAUACAUGUGCAAGGUCAUACAACUCCACACAGUAUCCAAUCGAUACACAGAAGAUGUUAUGUGCUGGUUAUAGAGGAGGUGGAAGGGAUGCAUGUCAAGGUGACUCUGGUGGUCCAUUAGUUUGUCAACGUUGUGACUCAUGUUCUUGGUACAUUGCUGGUGUUGUGUCUUAUGGAAAGGGUUGUGCGAGUCCCAACUACUAUGGUGUGUACACUAAAGUUGAAAUGUAUGAAGAAUGGAUAAACACGAAAACAAAUAUUCAAUUUAACAAGAACAGGAGAUGCACUCCAGGAGGAGGUGCAGGUUGGACACAAUGGGCAAGUUGGCAGUUAUGCACACAAACAUGCGGCACUGGAUCUCACAUUCGAAGACGGACUUGUGUAUCAGGCACAGCUGGAGGACCCGGUUGCCGGGGAAAUGAGUUGGAAACGCAGAGCUGUAACACUCAACUCUGUCCAAGUUGGGGAGUUUGGGCAGCAUGGGGGCCAUGUGAUGCAAACUGUGGGGCAGGAGAGAGAAUGAGAAGUAGGCCAUGUCUUAAUGGGAACAUUGGUGAUGUUGGAUGUGAAGCAUCUGGUGCAAAUGCAACAGAGCCUUGUAAUACCGAUGACUGUCCAACAUGGUCUGUAUGGAGUGGGUGGUCAACUUGUACAGCUCAAUGUGGUGGAGGAACAAGAACGGCUACAAGGACAUGUAACACUAUGGGGACAUCGAACCCUUGUAGUGGGAGUGCUGCCAAAUCUGAAUCUUGCAGCACUUUACAAUGUCCAACAUGGAACCAAUGGGUAUGGUCAGUUUGUUCAAGAACUUGUGGAGGUGGUACUCAAAUGGGCACCAGAACCUGUAAUCAACAUGGUGGCACAGUUGAAUGUGAUGGGGAUGCAACACAAACAAGAUCAUGUGAAACACAGAUGUGCCCACGUUGGGGACGUUUUGGUGCAUGGCAGAGUUGUAGUGUGUCGUGUGGUGGAGGAACAAGAGAAAGAUCUCGCCCAUGUAUGGAUGGGGAGAUUGGAGAUAUUGGAUGUCCUCCUCAAGAAGCAACUGAGACAGAGGCUUGCAAUGAACAACUAUGUGGCACUUGGGAACAGUGGUCCCCUUGGUCUACUUGCUCCUUGUCCUGCAAUGGUGGAAGACAAACAGCUUCCCGACAAUGUACUGGGGGUACUGUGGGAGAAGGGGGUUGUCCUGGAAGUGAUACAAAAUAUCAACUAUGUCAAACUGACGAUUGUCCAUCUUGGGCGCCAUGGUCUGCAUUCAACCAAUGCAGUAAAUCUUGUGCCAGUGGUACCAAGACCCGGAGUCGAAACUGUAACAAUGGAAAUAUUGGAGAUGGUGGAUGUAAUGGAGAUGCUAGCAUGACGAUGUCAUGCAACACACACAGUUGUCCUCACUUUUCUGAAUGGAGUCCAUGGGCGGAAUGUUCAAGGUCUUGUAAUAAUGGAACUACUGUAAGGGAACGAACAUGUAUUGAUGGUGUCAUUGGUGACCAGGGUUGUAUUGGUCAGACCAGUGGUAGCAAAGCAUGCAAUGUCCAUGGAUGUCCCUUUUUCACUGAAUAUACAAGUUGGAGUGCAUGCAAUGCGUCUUGUGGGGGAGGCCACAAAAGCAGAACCAGAACUUGCGAGAAUGGAAAUGUAGGACAAGAUGGGUGUGUGGGGGACACAGUGAACCACCAGUCUUGCAACGUAUUCGCUUGUGCCUCAUGGAGCGACUGGUCUGGCUGGACCUCUUGUUCUGCUACUUGUGGAAGCGGCACAAAACAAGCCGUUCGUAUUUGCUUGAAUGCAAACAGUCUCACAAAUUGUGAAGGCAGUAACACUAAAGUGAUAAAUUGUCAAAGAAACCCAUGUCCUGGAGAGUACACAGAUUGGUCGACAUGGAGUGAAUGCAGUACUACUUGUGGUCCAGGCACCAAAACAAGACAUAGGAAUUGUACAGGGGGAAGCUGCAAUGAUGGACUUACUGAAACUGAAAACUGUUUAGACACUGUGUGUGUUGGCGAAUGGACAGCUUGGACGCCAUUUACCCCUUGCUCUAAAUCAUGUGGCUUGCACGGGUAUAAGACGAGAAGUCGCCAGUGUUUGGGUGGUGGAACUUGUAGUGGACCAUCUUUCAUAAACACAACAUGUGGUGUGGAAUGUCUAAUAGAAUGGGCUUCUUGGGGAACAUGGGGAGAAUGUGAUAGAACUUGUUCUGGAGGAACAAGAACAAAAUCAAGAUCUUGUAAUGGAGGAAGCAUAGGCAGUGCUGAAUGUCCCAGUAAUGCAGCAACUAUGGUAUCAACUUGUAAUGAGACACCAUGUCCAGAUUGUGUUGAUGGUGCAAUGGCAAACUGUGCAGGAUAUGUCACAUCUUUCACUAGCUUCUGCUACAACUUUCUUGAUUACGCAUUUAAUAAUUGCCCAGUUGCAUGCAACUUUUGCCAUGAAGCAUGGGGUGCUUGGUCCACUUGUACGUUUACUUGUGGUGGUGGGGCACAAGUUCGUACGAGAUCUUGUCGGAACUUAUCUGGACGUGGCUGUAAAGGUUCACCAACUCAAACUAGAUCGUGCAACGUUCAAUCCUGUUCAGGCUUCACACAGUGGUCUAUGUGGUCUCAAUGUACUGUGAGCUGCGACGGAGGGAAUCAAUAUCGAACACGGGAGUGCCCAAGCGGAAUCGAAUGUCCAGGAGAUGAGUUCGGCGUGUUAACUAACCAAACACAAGGCUGUGGUGUGGAUGUUUGCCCCGGAAGGUGGGGAGACUGGGCUAGCUGGCCAGAUUGUCCAGCGUCGUGCGGUCAAGGGCAAAGGAGGAGAGAAAGGCAAUGCGUAGGUGGUGUAGUCUGGUGGACCAGGAUGUACAGACGUCGUCGAUGGCGAUCUGGAUUUCAGAUCGAGUCAUGUCAAGCGAUCGUUUGGGGUCCUUUCGUUGCAAUUGGUACGUGCUCUGCUACUUGUGGAAACGGUACAAUCACUUCAAAUCGCGUUUGCAACGGUGGUGAUAUCGGUGGUCCUGGUUGCGAAGGAGGGGAAGUGAAAGUUGAUCCGUGUAAUUUGGGCGAAUGCGUCGUUGCGUGGCAACCUUGGGGACCAUGGGGUGAAUGUAAUGUCACAUGCGGUGGUGGUGUAAAGGUUCGAACCAGAUUGUGUGACAAUGGUAUGCCUGGUGAUGUUGGUUGCGAAGGUUUAACAAUUAAUGAGAAUACAUGUAAUCUUGCAUCUUGUGCUCAGCAAGACCGUUGCUCGGGUUUGGUGAAUCUUCACGUCCCGAAUAUGCAUCAACCGCACUGCCUUUCCAUCAUUACCUGGUGUACGUCAUACACGACUUAUAUGAACCUUUACUGCAGACGUGCAUGCUGCGAGUAUUUGAACGCAUUCCCAAUAACCCUACCAGCUUGUGAAGAUAAUGUCCUGUACGCGGAAACGUAUUGUGCGCAACAGACGGCUUAUUGCACUCAAUCGAAUCUGGGCUUGGUCGCUUCUGCGCCAUACGUUUCGUUCGUGCGUGCGAACUGUGCAAAGACAUGUAGAUUCUGCCGACCAGCAAUAGUUUAAACAGUGUUGCCAAGUAUAAUUUCUUUCUUUUUGACUAGUGUUCCCACAGCAUGUAGCACAACACAUAUUUUGCAAUUUUCUUGUCAAUAAAGUUUUCUAUAGCACCAAA
Messenger RNA from Ciona intestinalis (vase tunicate), 4753 nucleotides. Lineage: Eukaryota; Metazoa; Chordata; Ascidiacea; Phlebobranchia; Cionidae. The record is from RefSeq and is a predicted model, not a curated record.